Molecule: messenger RNA, 1819 nt
Organism: Amphibalanus amphitrite
Lineage: Eukaryota; Metazoa; Arthropoda; Thecostraca; Balanomorpha; Balanidae
Product: Krueppel-like factor 8
Exons: 3
Coding region: 1-1455 (484 amino acids)
Biological process (GO): regulation of transcription by RNA polymerase II
Molecular function (GO): RNA polymerase II cis-regulatory region sequence-specific DNA binding; DNA-binding transcription factor activity, RNA polymerase II-specific
Source: RefSeq, a predicted model, not a curated record
AUGGAGGACCUGGAUGACAGCGCCAAGACCUCCCUGGGACACAGCUCUGGCGCCUUGGCACGCUCGGCCACCAGGCGUAACAAGUACGAUGCCUCCGCCAGCCUGCUGAUCUAUCUUGGGGCUACGCCGCUGGAGGUACGACUGGAGAAAGACGAGGAAGACAUCGACCUCACCGCUCCGGACACCCAGCUGACCAGCACCUCUGUUCGGUUACAGGCCUGGCAGGACAUCGAGACGGUGCUGAUGCACGGGCUGACUGAGCCGUCGGCGGCGUCGAGCGUCGAGCGUCGAGCCGGCACGGCCGCCGACUCGCCGCGCUCCCAGCACUCGCCGCGGCUUGACUCGGGCCCGCACUCGCCCGACGGUCUGGAAAUGGUGUUACUGACCGACAACGCUAGUAACCAGCUCAAAAAGUCGACCUCGGUGGGUGAGCGGGGCCGCAGGCCGGCUCCCGACGGCGCAAGCAGUGAGCUCGAGAAGACGGCAUUGACUGUGGCCGGUUUGGCCGGCUGUGAGCCGUUCGACGCGUCGCAGCGCCUCAGCACCGCUCCCAGUGCGUUUGGCGGCGACAUGAGCAGUGAGCGGAGCGCGCCCGGCGGCGGCGACUAUGUGGACCUUGACUCGCUCAUCAGUCGCGCCACGCAGCAGCACCUGUGCUACCCGGGCGAGCCGCCGACCGGCAGCCCCACCAGCGGCCAGGCCGUAGCCUCAGUGGCACUCGGCGUGCAAACCAAACUGUCGCUUGGCUCGCCGCUGGUGCCGUCGGACGACCGCUCCAUCUCCCCGCAGCCGCUGGCCGGCCUUAAUGACGAGCUCGACUUGGUCAGUGUGCAGGUGCGGCGGGCGCCGCUGGUGGCGGGCACCAGGUACACGGGCCUGCCGGCGGCUGACGGCCCGGCCCAGUCGAGCCCGCCCAGUGGCACGCCGCAGAUGAGCCCGCCGGCUAGUCCCGAAAACGACCGGGUGCCGCGCCGUGUGGCCGCCCCGCCGCCGCCAGCGGCACUGGCAGGCCUGGUGGCGGCGGCGCCGACGGUGCGUCUCAUCACACCGCCGUCGUCGCCAAGUUUGGCCGAACUGUUGUCGGUGCCGGUGGCCGGGCAGCAUCAGCACCCCGCCUUCCUCAGUCAGCUGCCGGCCACUGACGAUGGCCGGCGCAAGGCCAGGGGCUCGGCGGGACGUCGGCGCAACACGGCUCACGCCUGCCAGUACCCAGGAUGUGCCAAAGUGUACACCAAGUCGUCCCACUUGAAGGCGCACCAAAGGACCCACACAGGCGAAAAGCCAUUCCAGUGCACGUGGAAUGACUGUGACUGGAAAUUCGCGCGCAGCGACGAGCUUACACGCCACUUUCGCAAACACACGGGUGAUCGGCCAUUCCAGUGUCGGCUGUGUGAGCGCGCCUUCUCGCGCUCCGAUCACCUGUCUCUGCACAUGAAGCGUCACGUGACCGUAUGAUGUGUGGUGUGUAAUGGUGUGGCGGUGUGAUUCUGGCCGCACCACGUGAUCGAGUGAGGACUAGGUAUGCUGCAUUCGUUCCGCUGUUCGUAAGGAUAUGUUUAUAUUGGUGAGCUUUGUCAAGUGUACAAAACCAUAAAAAGUUUAGUCGGUCUCGUGAAGACGGGCGAGAAUGGCGUUGCCCGUUUACCAUGACCUGUUACCAAAUGAGUGAGCGCGGCUGUCAUAAUGCGGUGGCCUGGCGCCACGACAUGUCCAUGUCAAUUAGCUGUUGGGCUGAGUUGGCGCCAGCCGAGACGAGGCGGCCGCAAGGCCAGACACCACUGCGGCGCAGAGAUGCCGGAUUCAAUACACUAUCGGUAGA